This is a messenger RNA of Pipistrellus kuhlii (Kuhl's pipistrelle), 552 nucleotides long. RefSeq names its product phosphatidylethanolamine binding protein 4 (gene PEBP4). NCBI's taxonomy places the organism in Eukaryota, Metazoa, Chordata, Mammalia, Chiroptera, Vespertilionidae. The record is from RefSeq and is a predicted model, not a curated record. Bases 86 to 541 code for a protein of 151 amino acids. The transcript is spliced from 4 exons.
UCUGCACUAGGUAGUUUUCCCAUUACUAUUCUAGCCAUAAUGAUGCAUUUCUUUUUUGGUGAAUAUAUUACAGAAUUCAACCUACAUGCUGGUGAUGGUGGAUCCAGACGCCCCUAGCAGGGCUUCGCCCCAAGCUCGGUACUGGAGACAUUGGCUGGUGGUAGAUAUCAAAGGCGCUGACUUGAAGAAAGGAACGGUAAAGGGCCAGGAGUUAACAACCUACGAGCCUCCGACCCCACCUCCCCAAACUGGCUUCCAUCGCUACCAGUUCAGCGUCUUUCUCCAGGACGGCAAGGCCAUCUCUCUCCUUCCGCAAGAAAGCGCAGCGCGAGGCUUUUGGGGACUGGAACAAUUUCUGAUUCGCUUCCAACUGACUAACCCUGAAGCAAGAACCCAGUUCAUGACCCAGAAUUACGAGGACUCGCCAGAUGUCUCGCCAGAACCUGCCCCUCCCGCACAAGGAGUCAGUGCGCCUAAAGACAAACUCAAGAUGUCAGGCUUCGCCUUUCUGGUGUGUGUCCACCUUGCCCACCACCUAUAGUCUGGGUCUGA